AUGCCGGCUGAAGAACAAUCUGCCCAGAGCAUCAUUGCUCACAUGAACAAGGACCAUAAAUUGGCCUUGGAGGACUUUUUGUAUGUCUAUGGGAAGGUGCCCAUCACAGAAGAGAUCAGCAAUGUUAGAAUGCAAGAGUUUGCGCUGGACCACAUGACGAUUACGUUCGAACACUCUGCUAUCGAGUUUGAUGUGGAGAAGUAUAUCCCCAUUGACCCUCCAUUAAAGGACUUUUCAGAGGCCAGAUCGAGGUUGGUGCCGAUGGCUAAGGAAGCAGCUGCUAAGAGAGGGUUUUCUCACAUUAGGAUCAACGAGAUUUCAAAACCUCGCACCAUCUUGGAACACUUGAUUAUAGUGCUCGUUCUUCUCCCAUUUGUAGCAUACGUGCAUAGGGGAAUCUUGGAGUUCUUGCCAUUGCCACAAUCCGUGCUGGAUUUCAUAGGCAAGGACGUGGUCCUGUCGUACGAAUCUGCUGAACUGGGAAUGGACUGUUUCUAUCACUUGUGGAACAAGUUACGAGAAUGGUUCCAAUAUCUGGGCACCCAAAGAAGGCUCAGUAUCGCUGUUAUUGGACUACAGAAUUCGGGUAAAACUACAUUCACUAACCUUUUGGUAGGGCAGGAGUUUGAAACCGACACCAUACCAACGCUAGGUAUCAACAUCAGAGAAACCAGACUGCCGAACCACACGCAGCUACGAAUCUACGAUUUGGCGGGCCAGACGCGAUUCCAGAAGCUCUGGGAGCGGUGUUUCCAAGAGGCAGACCUUUUGGUGUAUAUGCUAGACUUAUCAGAUUUGACGAAUUGGGAAUCCGCUAAGGCUAAAUUGCACGAUGUUAUAAUCACCACGAACAUAGACCAUAUCCCAAUACUGGUAUUGGGAAAUAAAGUGGACCUACUCCCGAAGUUCCAGCCGGAUGUGCAAUUGGAAGACACACGAAACGGCACGAAUUCCAAUUCAAACUCAGGCGCUGGCACUGGCGUGAAUAUUUCUAGUACUAGUGCCACAGUUUUCUCCAAUCCAUCCACCGCAGCCACCACCAAAAAGAGACGCAAGUCCCGCUCCGUUGAACAGUCUACCAGACAACAGACUUGGAAAUAUGUAUCACCACUACUACACAACUACGAAUUCGAAGACAUCCCAAAAUAUGACUUGAACACGGAAAAUCAACACGUAUUGAGCAAAAUAGAAAUAUUGUCCAAGGAACUCGGCAUAGACUUGAAGCAUGGGUUGCUCCAUUUGCCCCACGAUGCCAAGGUUAAGCUAAACAGAGACAUCGCCCUCUUCUCCAUCAGUUGCAAAGACAAAACCUUGCUUGAUCCCGUCAUUGAGUGGAUACUUGAGCUCUAA
Messenger RNA from Kluyveromyces marxianus DMKU3-1042, 1350 nucleotides. RefSeq lists its product as uncharacterized. Gene Ontology annotation, molecular function: GTPase activity; GTP binding. The record is from RefSeq and is a predicted model, not a curated record. The coding region runs from base 1 to 1350 and encodes 449 amino acids. The transcript has 2 exons. Gene Ontology annotation, cellular component: lysosomal membrane. NCBI's taxonomy places the organism in Eukaryota, Fungi, Ascomycota, Saccharomycetes, Saccharomycetales, Saccharomycetaceae.